Messenger RNA from Asparagus officinalis (garden asparagus), 1472 nucleotides. RefSeq names its product probable flavin-containing monooxygenase 1. Gene Ontology annotation, molecular function: flavin adenine dinucleotide binding; NADP binding; N,N-dimethylaniline monooxygenase activity. The coding region runs from base 111 to 1253 and encodes 380 amino acids. NCBI's taxonomy places the organism in Eukaryota, Viridiplantae, Streptophyta, Magnoliopsida, Asparagales, Asparagaceae. The record is from RefSeq and is a predicted model, not a curated record. The transcript has 5 exons.
AAUUGGGAGGAGUUCAGCAAAAAUCGGGGUGCCAACUAAAAUUCUUCUUUCCUGCUGCAGUCAAUAAAGUGCAUGGGUUUGAGAAACUCUUGCUUGCAUCAGGGGGAGAGAUGGAAAAUAGAGGGCAAUUUCAGCUGGUGCAUGAAGCAGACUUCUUGAUUCUGUGCAUAGGAUUCUACAGUGGUGUUCCGAACAUCCCUGAUUUCCCUAUAAACAAGGGGCCUGAAGUGCUCGAUGGAGAGGUCAUCCACUCCAUGGACUACGCUGACAUGGGCAGUGCCCGUGCGCACGAGCUGAUCAAGGGAAAGCGAGUUACGGUGAUCGGAUACCUAAAGUCUGCUGUAGAUAUUGCAGCAGAGUGCGCGGAUGUAAAUGGUCCUGAGUUUCCAUGCACAGUACUAUGUCGAACCAAACGGUGGAUGAUACCAAAGCAAACUGCGUGGGGUAUUCCUCUCGGUUUCUUCUAUCUCAAUCGCUUCUCUGAACUUCUGUUUCACAAGCCCGGUGAAGGACUGUUGCUUAGCAUAUUAGCCACUUUAUUGUCACCAUUGGCAUGGUUGAUUUCAAAAUUUGCUGAAAGCUACUACAAAUGGACACUGCCGUUGAAGAAGUACGGAAUGGUACCCGAGCAGAGCUUCUUCUAUGGCAUGUCUUCCUGCUUGGUUGGUCUACUGCCGAAUAAAUUCUACGACAAAGUUGAAGAAGGGAAGAUUAUCCUUCGCACAAUUCGGAACUUUAGUUUCUGUAAGAACGGCUUGAUCAUUGAUGAAGAGUCUUCACCGUUGGAGACAGACAUUGUCAUUUUUGCGACGGGGUACAAAGGGGACCAGAAGCUCAAGGAUAUCUUUUUUUCACCGUUAUUUCAGAAGAUUGCUGCAGGUUCAUCAACAACUACUGUCCCACUCUACAGGGAAUGCGUCCAUCCUAGGAUUCCCCAGCUUGCAAUCAUCGGCUUCUCUGAGAGCCUCUCGCAUCUACACUCGUCCGAGAUGAGGGCAAAAUGGGUGGCUAGCUUUCUAGAUGGAGCUUUCCGGUUGCCAAGCAUUAAGAAAAUGGAAGAAAAUGUGAAGGAGUGGGAGAAGUACAUGAAGAAACACUCCCGGGAAUACUUUAGAAGGUCCUGUAUUGGAGUUAUACAUACUUGGUACAAUGACCAGUUGUGCAAGGAUAUGGGGUGUAACCCUAAAAGGAAGAAGGGUUUUCUUGCUGAUUUGUUCCUUCCUUAUUCUCCUACAGAUUAUGCUGAUGUGUGAAGAGCAUGUCUUUUCCCCUUCUUGGUAUAGUUUGAAGUAGAAUCAUGAGAUGUGAGCCAAAGAAGAGGAGGAAUAAGUAAAAUAGAGGACCAGAAGGGAGUGCAAGCAUGCUUACAGCAUAAUAAUACUACAGUCUUUUAUGUAAUGUGUUACCAGUGUGAACCUGAAUAUCCAUUUACGGAGAGCAAAAAAUAAAAAAUAUCCAUUUACGUUACAAUA